GACAAUAUUUAACUAAAACAGAGAUAAACAUCGUAAGAAGUUAUGUCCACUUAAAUGUACAAGUAUACACUAGAUAAAGGUCAUGAGGGAAAGUUGUGGGCAGACGACAGGAACAUAGCAUUGUAGUCAGACAAUGUUACACCUUAUACAGAUGACGAGGAACAUUUUAGUUGCGUUACUGUUACUACUUGUAAAUGACGUUAAGUCAGGUUCCUAUAAAAGAGUGUGUUACUUUACAAACUGGGCCCAGUAUCGGGACGGAAUAGGAAAGUAUAUGGCUAGUGAUGUAGACCCAAAUCUAUGUACACAUGUGGUCUAUGCUUUCGCUAAAGUCACAGGAAACAGUAUCGAACCAUACGAAUGGAACGAUAUCAAUGAGUGGGCCAAAGGUCAGUAUGAAAUGAUCCGUGAUGUACGGAUUAAAAAUCCUGCUUUAAAGAUACUGAUAGCUAUCGGAGGAUGGAAUCAUGGCAGUUCACCGUUCACCAAGGUGGUAGCUAACCAACCAAAUAUAGACGCAUUUGCUACAAAUUCAUUGACUUUCCUCAGAGCUAAUAGUUUCGAUGGCCUAGACCUUGACUGGGAAUAUCCUGCCAACAGAGGGAGUCCCCCUGAAGAUAAACAAAGGUUCUCUCAAUUAGUGAAGACGUUACGUACAAAAUAUAACAAUGAAGUAUUAACUUCCGGUCGAUCACGGCUUCUAUUGACUGCUGCUGUGGCCGCAGGUCAGUCUACGAUAGAAAGUGCUUAUGAAAUUAACAUAAUAGCGCAACAUUUAGAUUUCAUAAAUCUCAUGGCGUACGAUUUGUUUAGUGAUUAUAACACCGUUACACAACAUAACAGUCCUUUAUACAAAUCCAUGGCUCCAAACGAGGCUUUUAAUGUUGACUUUGCAAUAAAAAUGUGGUUGAAUGGAGGUACACCUAAACAAAAACUGAUACUGGGUAUGGCUUUUUAUGGAAGAUCUUAUAGCUUACGUAACACAGCAGAGACAGGACUGAAUGCUCCCACAAAGGGACAGGGUACAGCAGGAAGAUACACGAAAGAAAAUGGAUUCUUAUCAUAUUACGAGAUAUGUUCUAAUAUAAGAAAUAAGAGCUGGACGGAAGGUUGGUUGGACGAUCAACAAGUCCCAUAUGCCUACAAAGGUGAACAAUGGGUUGGCUACGACAAUGCUAAAAGUAUUGAGAUAAAGGCAAAAUACGUUAUAGACAAUGGUUUAGGCGGUGGUAUGACAUGGGCAUUAGAUCUUGACGAUUUCCAUGGACUAUGUGGACAAGGCAAAAACCCUUUAAUGAUGACUAUGAAGAAUGUUUUUAAUGGUGCCCCUAUUCCAACGUUUGGACCAACGAAUGCACCAGGACCUAGACAAACGAAUGCACCAGGACCUAGACAAACGAAUGCCCCAGACAAAGGAUCGAUAUCUACAGGUACCUCACGUUUAACUUCUAACAAUAAUAAUGCUCCAAAAAGAGGGAACCAGGCUAUAUUGACCGAUUCAACAACACCAAGCUCUGGAGUUAACGGCCCUGUUGUGUCAGGAUUACAAGGCGAUUGUCCAAAUAAUGAUGGAUCUGCAGUAGGAGCUGUUCUUGGAGUUUUCUUGGCCAUAGCUUUAGUGAUCAUUAUAUGUUUAGUGUUAUAUAUCCUUAGACUCAAAGGUUAUGAAAUAAACCCGUUGUAUAUAAUACGCGGUAAGAAAUCAUCAGAAAAGAAGAAAUCAGAUUUUUCUAGCAUUCCACCACCAAGUGUUCAAACAGUUAAUAUGCAUAUGGACGAUUCAGGAUUUAAAAAAGAUUCUGAACCAGUGUAUUUUAACGAUCGGCCCGAGCAGGCGAAAUAUCUUCCCAGUGUUAAUCAUGUGCAUGGCAAUGUAAGUCGUUUCGAUGCUUUUAACAAACCACCGCCAAAUACACCUCCGCCUAGAUUUCCACCACCUAAUUCGAAUCCUGUGAAUUAUAGUGCUUCAUCCCCUGACGUUCUUCUAUCAAAUUACACAAGAAAUAUAAGUGCUAGUGCUAGAUCAGAUGACAUUCUAAGACAAAAUAACACAAGAAACAUAAGUGAUAGUGCAAGAUCAGAUGACAUUCUAAGACAAAAACAGUCACAUGUUACUUUACAUGAAAACCCUUCAUUAGAAAGUGAAGAUUAUGGCUUUGAACAAAGGAAUAGUAACUACAAUAACUUCGAUGUGGUUGAACCGCCGAAUUAUAACGCAGUCAUAUCAAAGUCUGGAAAACUAGGUACCUCAACCAAUGUAAUGAACAGAUACAAUGGCCUGGUUUUCUUAAUUGUAAUGGCAACUGUCUAUGGAAAUUAUAAACGAGUGUGCUACUUUUCAAAUUGGGCUCAGUAUCGGGAAGGAAUUUGGAAGUACAUGGCUAGUGAUGUUGAUCCGUAUCUUUGUACUCACGUAAUAUAUGCUUUCGCCAAGGUGGUGGGAAACAAUAUCGAACCGUAUGAAUGGAAUGAUAUCAACGAAUGGGGUAAAGGACAGUAUGCUAUGAUUCGUGAUGUACGCAGUAAAAAUCCCUCCUUAAAGAUUCUGCUAGCUAUCGGAGGUUGGAAUCAUGGAAGUGACAAUUUUACACUUAUGGUAGCCACUGAAUCUAAUAUAGAGGAGUUUGCUACAAAUUCAGUGAAAUUCCUCAGGGCUAAUGGUUUCGAUGGUUUGGAUCUUGAUUGGGAAUAUCCUGCCAACAGAGGGAGUCCUCCAGAAGAUAAACAAAGGUUUACUCAAUUAGUACAGACAUUACGUACAAGAUAUGAUAGUGAAAUGUUGAUUUCCGGUCGCUCACGUCUUUUGUUGACAGCCGCUGUUGCAGCCGGACAAUCUACUAUUGAAACCGCUUAUGAAAUCAACAAAAUCGCACAACAUUUGGAUUUUAUCAAUCUCAUGUCAUAUGAUUUGUUCAGUGAUUACAACAGCGUUACACAACAUAACAGUCCCUUGUACAAAUCGUUAUCCCCGAACGAGGCCUUUAACGUUGACUUUGCUAUCAAAAUGUGGUUAAAUGGAGGAACACCGACAAACAAACUGAUACUUGGAAUUGGAACAUAUGGAAGGUCUUUUGUGUUACAAAAUACAGCUCAGACAGGAUUUGGUGCUCCUACAAUGGGAGCAGGAACACCAGGAAAAUUUACAAAAGAAAAAGGAUAUCUAUCAUAUUACGAGAUCUGCUCCUAUAUCAACAAUCAGGGAUGGACAGAAGGUUGGCUUGAUGAUCAACAAGUACCAUAUGCCUACAAAGGUAAUCAAUGGGUUGGCUACGACAAUCCUAGAAGCGUGGCAUUAAAGACAAAGUAUGUCAUGGACAACCAUUUAGGUGGAGGUAUGAUAUGGGCAGUAGAUGUUGAUGAUUUUAAUGAUGUAUGUGGGCUUGGAAAAUACCCGAUUGUAACAACAAUGAGGAAUGUGUUCAAUGGUACUGCGGUUCCUCCUGUCUUUCAACCAACAAGUCCAAGCAUAACGCCAUCAACUAAAGGAUCAACAACUUAUUCUUCUAUAAAGGUAUCAACGACUCAAUCUUCAACGACUAAAUCUUUGAUUAAGAUAUCGACAUCAGAUACAUCAACAAAGGCAUCAAUAAGUGAUUCUACAACAAAGAUAUCGAUAAAUGGUUCAACUAAAUCAUCAGGCUUUCAAGAUUGUUGCGAAAGCAGUAACAUAUCUGUAGAUGUUGUUCUUGGUGUGUUACUGGCGAUAGCGCUGGCAACAGUUAUAUUGCUACUCCUUGUCAUCUUCAAACUAAAAGGUUAUGAGGUCGUCCUGUUGCGUUUCUGUAUACAGAAGAUUAAACCAGAACAGUAUGACAACUUGAAAGGUCCAAGUGUAUUGCCGAAUGUUGGUUAUAUUUAUGACGAAAUUAACAUAGAAGUGUUGGGAAAUUAUAAAAGAGUAUGCUAUUUUACAAACUGGGCCCAGUAUCGACCUGGAACCGGAAAGUAUAUGGCUAGUGAUGUAGAUCCCUAUCUAUGUACACACGUCAUAUAUGCAUUCGCCAAAGUGGUGGGCAACACCAUCGUACCGUACGAAUGGAAUGAUAUCAAUGAAUGGGCUAAAGGUCAGUAUGAAAUGAUUUGUGAUGUACGAAGUAAAAAUCCUGCCUUAAAGAUCCUGCUAGCUAUCGGAGGAUGGAAUCAUGGCAGUGCACCUUUCACCCAGGUGGUAGCUAACCAAUUAAAUAUAAACGAGUUUGCUACAAACUCAUUGACAUUCCUCAGGACUAAUGGUUUCGAUGGUUUAGAUCUUGACUGGGAAUAUCCUGCCAACAGAGGAAGUCCGUCUGAAGAUAAACAGAGGUUCUCUCAGUUAGUAAAGACAUUAAGUACAAAGUAUGACAAUGAAGUAUUGAAAUCGGGGAAAUCACGUCUUCUGUUGACUGCCGCUGUGGCAGCCGGUAAAUCUACUAUUGAAAGUGCGUAUGAAAUCAACAUAAUUGCACAACAUUUGGAUUUCAUCAAUCUCAUGUCAUAUGAUUUGUUCAGCGAUUACAACAGCGUUACACAACAUAACAGUCCUUUGUACAAAUCUUUGGCUCCUAACGAAGCGUAUAAUAUAGAUUUUGCUGUUAAGAUGUGGUUGAAUGGGGGAACACCGAAACAUAAACUGAUUGUAGGAAUGGCAACCUAUGGAAGAUCUUUUACAUUACGAAGUUUAGCCGACACAGGAUUUGGUGCUCCUACCACCGGUCAAGGUACAGCUGGAACAUAUACCCGAGAAAAGGGAUUUCAAUCGUAUUAUGAGAUCUGUACUAAUAUCAACAAGCAUGGAUGGACGGAAGGUUGGUUAGAUGAACAACAAGUACCAUAUGCCUUCAAAGGCAAUCAAUGGGUUGGUUACGAUAAUCCUAGAAGUAUUGAAAUAAAGACAAAAUAUGUCAUUAACAAUAGUUUAGGUGGAGGUAUGAUAUGGGCAAUAGACAUCGAUGAUUUCCAUGGUACAUGUGGACAUGGCAAAUACCCGUUAAUGACAACAAUGAAGAAUGUUUUCAAUGGAACUGUGGGCCCUCCUAUCAUUGAACCGACAAGCAAACCAGGUACUUCAUCAACCAAAGGGUCAACAACCUACUCUUCUGUAACGGUACCCACAACUAAAUCAUCAACUAAGGGGUCAACAACCUACUCUUCUGUAACGGCACCCACAACUAAAUCUUCAACUAAGGGGUUGACGUCAUAUUCAUCAACUUAUAGCCGACCGAUGUCAAAAUUAACAACUAAGGUGUACGAUUCGACUACAAAGACAUUGCUUACUGAUUCAUCAACAAAGAUAUCGAUAACUGACUCAACAAAAUCAUCGAUGUCAUCAGGCUUACAAGAAGGUUGUAAAAGCAACGACGGAUCAGUUGUUUGUACAGUUUUUCUGGCUGUGUCGGUGAUACUAAACAUAAUAUUAACCCUUAUCAUCUUCAAGCUUAAAGGUUACGAGGUCAUAUUGCGGCGAGUUAUUAUUAAGAAGUUUAAAGCAGAUAAGUAUGACAACUUAAAAGAGUCCAGUACUGUAUUACCUGAUGUGGGUUACGUUUCUGAAAAAGUGAACCAUCAGAGUGAAGUUGACCAUCAGCGUGAAGUGAACCAUCAGCGUGAAGUUGACCAGUCUGUUUCUACUGAACCAAGAUUUUAACACGAACAUCAAUUUAGAAUAUAGCGAACAUAGUUUUAAGCGAAUACAUGUAUAUUAUAUUUUUCUUCUUUAAAUUAU
Molecule: messenger RNA, 5701 nt
Organism: Mytilus trossulus (common blue mussel)
Lineage: Eukaryota; Metazoa; Mollusca; Bivalvia; Mytilida; Mytilidae
Exons: 27
Coding region: 134-5623 (1829 amino acids)
Biological process (GO): chitin catabolic process; carbohydrate metabolic process
Cellular component (GO): extracellular region
Molecular function (GO): chitin binding; chitinase activity
Source: RefSeq, a predicted model, not a curated record